AUGGACUUCCUCGUCCUUGUCCCAAUCAGCAAGCCAUCCCCCGAGCCUCGCGUCUGCAAGCUUCCACACGCCCGACCCAGGCUUGGCUGGGCUGGGUCUUCGGUGGAUCGUUAUGUUGCUGCCGCUGCCAGUGCCCUCGCCAACAACGAGGCGCUCACACCUGAGUUCUGA
Molecule: messenger RNA, 171 nt
Organism: Dacryopinax primogenitus
Lineage: Eukaryota; Fungi; Basidiomycota; Dacrymycetes; Dacrymycetales; Dacrymycetaceae
Exons: 2
Coding region: 1-171 (56 amino acids)
Source: RefSeq, a predicted model, not a curated record